CGAGAGCCGUCGUGGAGCUGGAGAGCAACGCCGCUAGAGACGCCCCCUUGUCACAUGCGCUCCACCGCCGGCCUGGGGCAGUUGGACAACUCGCCGGGUGCUAAGAAACAAAGAUAAGAAAAGAGGAUGACCACGCGCAGCUCGAGUGCUGCAUCGUUGGUCCUGGAGGCAGGCUUGGGAGAUGUCUGUUCCGUGGUUAUAUAUAUUGAGGUCCCAGAUCCGCCCUCGAGCACGCCCGACCGUGAGCUAGAUUUCGCACCUCUCCGCCCGACACCCCCCCAAGGCACCUCGAACCUUUGGAAGCCAGUGUCUUCCCGCCCUGUCCCUGGAGUGUACCGCUUAAAUACGGUGCUUUCACUCCUCGCCCUGCUCGCCACCCUCCAACGGCGUCAAGCUCCGCCAACUAGACAGGUAAAAAAGCUAUUUCGCGAAAGAAAAAUCUCUUUGGCCAGCUGUGUACCCAGUCCAAGGGCGAAUCACACCCUCCCAGGCUCCACAAAUGGCCCAAGACAUCCCUUCAGAUACCAUCGAGAUCUCGCACUCUAGAAGCAACGAAAACACGGCCAGCAACGAUGGCGAAACCUCUGAGCACAGGGAGAGCUCUGCUCCCCGAAAGGUUACGUGGAAAAAAUUCUUAGGAGUUGAAAAGGACGGCCCUGAUUUGGAGGCCGUUCUAGACGACGACAACAACUAUGGACCCCGGGAUAGGUGGACUAUGGGGAUCCUUAGCGACAAGCAGACGGAAGAAGUUCCCGGAACCAUUCUCUUGCUUACAUCCAGUCGGAACGAACCGCUCGGCCUCAGACAACAGCCUGCCAGAGUGUCUGCCUCGUCCCUCCCCUCGCCUUAUCCCCCUUCUCGAUCUUCUUCUCGAAAUCCGGCCCCCCAGCAGAAACGCACUCCGGACGGCAAGAUUGUGCUGGAUCCCCAACCGGAGGAGUCGUUAAACGACCCUCUGAACUGGCCACAGUGGCGUCGAGACCUCGCUCUGCUCUCUCUUGGUUUCUACUGCAUGAUAGGGGGUGGAAUGACGCCCAUCCUGGCCGCUGCGUUCAACGACGUUUCGGAAGAGUAUAAUGUUUCGUUCCAAAAGGUCGCACUGACCACCGGGCUCUACAUGCUUGGGCUGGGCAUCGGCUCGGUGGUGAUGUCGCCCACAGCUAUUCUUUUUGGCAAACGGCCGGUGUACAUCGCCGGAGCUACGAUGUUCAUCAUUUCUGCCGUGUGGUGUGCUCUUUCUCCAACCUACGUAAGCUUGGUUAUUGCUAGAAUCUUCCAGGGCAUCGCUGUGAGCCCUGUGGAGUGUCUGCCUUCUGCUACUAUCGCGGAAAUUUUCUUCCUGCAUGAGCGGGCGUAUCGGGUCGGCAUCUAUACUCUUUUGUUGUUAGGAGGUAAGAAUUUGAUUCCACUUGUCAGUGCGGCGAUCACAGAAGGGCUAGGAUGGCGUUGGAUAUUCUGGGUCGUUGCGAUUACUAUUGCAUUUGGCCUUGUAUUAGUAUUCUUUUUCGUGCCAGAAACAUUCUGGGACAGGACUCCUCGGCCGCGGACCAAGCGUCCAAAGGCACGCAGAAGCGUAUCUGAUAUCGUGGCUCACUCGUUCCGGGGUCGAUCACCGGAACCGGUCACCCCUACUGAAAUCCGGCAAAAAGCAAGAGAUGCAUCUACGCAGAAGAAACAGAAAGACCUCCGUGUCGAUUUUGCUGAUGAUGUCAAGUCGGACAUGAGACGAAGCGGCGAGCAUCCGCGGGAUUCUGACAAUCAAGUGUUGGAUGAGAAACAUGUUGAGGGUGAACCAGCGGGCGAUACGGUUGCUGAAGGGUAUUUCUCCGUUCCACCAGCGUCAGCUCUAACUCCACCUAGCACCGAAGAAGAUUCGACAACGCGGAAGGACGUCUUGGACCUCGAGUCAGCCCGUUCACAGCCUGUUUCUCGAGAUAUCUCCGUCGAUGCUAGCGCGGAUCCGCUUCAUGCAUCCCUGCAGCAGAUCUAUACUAGUAACCUUCGUUCCAAACCACCUGUCAGUUUCUCUCAGUCACUGAAACCCUGGAAUGGCCGUAUCGCCCGCGACAAUUGGUUCCGCGUCAUGACCCGUCCGUUUAUCCUCUUCGCAUACCCCGCCGUCUUAUGGUCGUCAAUGGUCUACGCUCUUUCUGUAGGCUGGCUGAUCGUCCUCUCCGAGGCCGUAGCAGAAAUCUAUCGCAACAAAGAAUCAUACAAUUUCUCAGCCCUCGCCACCGGUCUGGUAUACAUCUCUCCAUUUGUCGGCGGAAUCCUCGGGACUGUUGUUGCGGGCAAAGUUUCGGACAUUAUCGUCCGCUGGAUGGCCCGUCGUAACGGCGGAAUAUACGAGCCGGAAUUCCGUCUCGUGAUGUCCGCUCCCAUCGCGAUAUGUACGGCGAUGGGACUCAUGGGCUUCGGGUGGAGCGCCCAGGAGAAAGAAAAAUGGAUUGUUCCCACUGUGUUCUUCGGCAUCCUAUCGUUUGGCUGCACGCUUGGAAGUACGACCAGCAUCACGUUCUGCGUAGAUAGCUACCGACAGUACGCCGGCGAAGCGCUGGUCACCUUGAACUUCAGCAAAAACGUACUUCACGGCUUCGUCUUCUCUCUAUUCUUUGUAGACUGGUUGCAUUCGGACGGCGCAAAGACGGUGUUUGUAGCCCUGGGUGGCAUUCAUUUGGCUUGUAUGUUGUUUUCGAUCCCGAUGUAUAUAUACGGGAAGAGGGCCCGCAUGUGGACGGUUAGAAAGAGGUUGAUGGAGAAGUUUUGA
Messenger RNA from Coccidioides immitis RS, 2767 nucleotides. RefSeq names its product MFS transporter. Lineage: Eukaryota; Fungi; Ascomycota; Eurotiomycetes; Onygenales; Onygenaceae. The transcript has 5 exons. Bases 500 to 2767 code for a protein of 755 amino acids. The record is from RefSeq and is a predicted model, not a curated record. Gene Ontology annotation, biological process: transmembrane transport. Gene Ontology annotation, molecular function: transmembrane transporter activity.